Tilletiaria anomala UBC 951 is the source of this 1533-nucleotide messenger RNA. Its product is annotated as S-adenosyl-L-methionine-dependent methyltransferase. The transcript is spliced from 3 exons. The coding region runs from base 178 to 1173 and encodes 331 amino acids. Gene Ontology annotation, molecular function: methyltransferase activity. The record is from RefSeq and is a predicted model, not a curated record. Lineage: Eukaryota; Fungi; Basidiomycota; Exobasidiomycetes; Georgefischeriales; Tilletiariaceae.
CAGACGCUGCCGCAGAUUCAGCACAACACCGAGUAGGCUGAUCAAUGACAGACAUUCAAUAUUGCAACUGCGAAUGUGUCGUUGCAUAGGUUCUCCUGGGUGCCUUAGGAGCGCCACAACAACUCUGCAGCCUUCGCACCCUUACCCCAUCUAUGAGCCUUGCGCUUUACUGGCAUCAUGAUCACUCUCGUGGCAGUGAUCGUGGCUGCAGCUCUAGCGCUUGUUCUGCAAUACUGCAACAGACGCCGUGGAUGUACCGAAACGUAUGCCAUCCUCGACCAUGUCUUCCUCAACGUCCGGGCUCCCACAUCCGAGUGGCUCAAUAUGGGUUGGUGGGAGGAUUCAAAUGUGCAGUUCUCGGAGGCGGCAGAACGCUUGGCCACAAAAGUACUUGAGCGCGUUCCGGCUCUGAAGCCUUCUCCGCGUAUCCUCGACGUGGGCCACGGUUGCGGCGAUUCUUUGCUCCUCAUACAUGAGCUCUUGCGUCCCGCCGUCUUGCAUGGCGUGACUUCUUUGCCAAAGCAAGCCAAGCGGGCUCAAGUGCGCACUCAGGGCAAGGCGACCAUAUUCUGCGCAGAUGCCACCUCAUGGCUCGAGCAAAGCGGCGAACAAUACGAUGUUAUCGUCGCUAUCGACUGCGCAUAUCACUUUCCUGAUCGCCAGCGAUUCUUCAAAGCCUGUGCCGCUCAUCUCAAGUCAGGCGGUCACCUGGUACUCUUUGACCUGGUGGGAUCGUGGCCGUAUCCACCGUCAAAAAAUCCAGAGGAAAUUGGAGAGGAGGCAUUGGAUAGCUUUCUAGCUUCUAGUCUGCCGCCCGCAACGCGUGCGCCGUCACUUCUGGACAUUUUCAAGCACAGGCUGGCCUGCCUCAUGACGUCGACGCCGUUCCGCAACCUGUGUCCCCUCUCUUCCUACCAAGAGCAGCUCCGACAUGCAGGCUUCUGCAAUAGUUCCAUUGCGGACGUCUCACACGCAGUCUUUCCUGGCUUCGCCCGAUUCUUACGAGGCUUGGGGAGAGGCGGCGAGCAGGCCUGGAGGAAGGGGUCUCCAGUCCAGCUUGCAGGCCUGCACACUUUUGGACAAGUUGUGGAGAAGUGGGCUCAAGGUGGGAAUGCCGGCCUCGUUCGGGGUGUAAUCGUCCGUGCGACUUUUGAUGACCAGUCACAAAAGUAGUACAUCUAGAUGAAGGAUUCACGAUAUUUUCUUCGGGUCUACGGUGAUAAUACUUGCUCAGCACAUUGUUUGAUAAGCGCGAACGUCGCGUCCACAUGCCGUUGCUCUGUCUGCGGGCUUCCGACAGCCAUGCGAAUGCAGAAGCCAAUUUCAGGUAGGACGGUCUGCGUCAAGGCGAAUUCGGUUGCGCGGGACGAAAGGGCAUCCCAGAAUUUUCGAUUCAGCGUAUCCAGCUCUUGGUCCGACAGUUCAGCUCGGCGGGCGCGGAAAACUACGAGAGACCACUGUGGCGGGGCUACAACCUCGAGAAGAUCUCCGUGCUGCCCGACAAGGCUCGCAAAGUGCUGGGCUAAUGCCAUG